CUGUUGUUUGUAUGAGCUCUUUUUCAAAAGUUUUGGGAAUCGCGAGCUGAUGUUUCCGCUUCCGCUACAUGCACUUCCUGGUGCUGCUAUUGCUUGAGCAGCUGCUGCAGACACAACAGAUCCGCGUGGACGAUCCGGAGCUUCUGACGGAGGAAGAGGCACCCGACUGCCCAGAGGCGCGGUUGGUGUCUGCCGCGCCCUUGGUUUUUGAAUUGGCGCACCCGUUCGCCGUGAAGGUGGGAUGGGUGACCAACCACACCCUCAAGGCCUCGCCCAAGUGUCAAUCAGAUGCUCCGGGUCUCUGCGCCGCCUCGGUGAUGCCCGUGUACGGCCCCCCUGGCAACGUGGUACAGGGCUCUUUAGCUCGGAUCACCGCGCACGCUGAGUGCAUCCGACAGGGCCACUCCCAGCUGUUUCUCUGCCCGGUGGGUGCCUCCAGCAACACAUGCGCUGCCGCCCUGCGCCUCCCCGAGCGGCCCUGGCGUUUGCGGCACUGGUUCCAAGCAGUGAUCCCGGCGGCCAGGAUGGAGCGCUUGGAUGAUCCAGCCAACCGCAGCUUCCUCCAGGACUUCGUGUUGGAAGGCCUCUUUCUGCUGAUUUUGUUGGCGCUGGUGGGUGUCUUCUUCUGGCUGGGCAGGGAGAUCUGGCUGCUGAGAAGUCAGCCGCCUGCGCCGCAGGGGCCCUCGGAGCUCAUCAUCCCCAGCGACUUGCAGAUCAUGAAGCAGGGAGUGCGAGACGUGCUCCACUUUACCGCGGGCUGCGUGCUGCUGCUCUUUGCGGCGAUGACCUUCCUGCAGAAGUUCGGGCGCGGACAAGCGAUGGAUAAUCUGCUACUGGCAAGCCCCCUUCUCCUGGGUCCUGCUGGCACCUGUCGGAUCUUCUUAUGCAACAGCCGGCGCUUGCUCUUCCACGCGCUACUGCGGCACCACGUGGUCUUGGACUUCCACAGGCAGGGCCUAGAGCCUUUGCUCCUGUGGCUCUACGGCGGCUUCGGCAUGGUGGUGGCCGUGCUGCUGCUCAGCUCCUGGCAGUGCGUUCGGCAGAACCUCAUCAGCCCGCUGGGCAUGAUGGUGGGGCUGAUCGUGUUCAGCUCCCCUCUUCAGUACAUGCUGUUCUCCCUGAGGAACUCUUUGUCGCUGGAGAAGGAGGUCUUGGACCAAACGUGCCUCAAGAAGCUGUGCGAAGCUUCGGAGCUCGCGAAGCUGCAGCGUUUGGCUGUGGGCUGUUUUUUGGCGGCCGCCCGGAAGGAGCCCCGGUCCGAGAAGCCAUUGGCCUCGGACAUCGAGGCGGCCAAAGCGUUGGUUCCCGCAGAGCACACGCGGGCGCUGCAGCUCUCGGACAUGCUGUGGAUCCCGAGGCUGGUUUCGCCGAAGCCCUUCCUGGUCACCUCUAUGCCUUUGUUGGUCUUCCUCACGCUCUUUCUGGCCCUCGCGAACAUCGCAUGCUACACGGACCAUCAGAUCGAGGUGCCAGAGCUCACCUCCCUCUCUGCGGACGUGCCAGGCCUGCACCCUCCCUUCACCCCAGAGGUGAGGGAGUACACCUUCAUGGUGUGCGAGGGCCAGAAGAGCAUCACGCUUGCCGCGGCCGCCAACCCCGACAAGACAAGCCACAUCUCUGCAUUGAUCAUCAGCGGUGCCCUGCGGGAGACGCAAAAGGAGACGUCCGUGUCUGGCACGCUGAGCUACUACGUGCCCCUCAGGCGCCUCAAUGCGACCUACCCCACCAUCAUCGCCUUGUCUGUGGGCACACUGAGUGAGGUGCUGGAGUAUCGCAUCACGGUGAUGGAAACGGAGCCGGUCCUGAGGAGCCUGGUGCUGCGCGGUGACAACUACGAGCGGUGCAUCCCCCAAAGCCGGCUCGAGCAGACCGUGGCUUUUCCAGAGUCUGCGCAGGCUCACCUGCGCGCGGAGCUGGCGGUGAUGCGGUGGUUGUACGGCCUGCCCCAGGAAGCGCCGGCGGCGAGCUCAAUGAGUGUGUCUCGGGAGUUUGUGACGGUCUUCAGGACCCAAGAGGAGGAAUGCAGCGCCUGGUGCAAGCCCCAACCCUUCUGCUACGGGUUUCGCCCAGGCGCAGGGGGCUGCUUCUUCGUCUUCGGACCCAAGGUGUCUGACGAUGUCAAUUCCUGCUGGCAGCUGCAGGCUUUAGAGGCGCCCACUGUAAAGGACGGGAAGCAGGUGGCAGCGAGCGCCUGCAACGAGUUGCGCGAGUGCCAACGAGAGGUGGAGUCAGAGGGCAGGCUUGUCUUCGAUAUCAGCAGGCUGGUGUCGAACAAGAAGUUGUCGCACGAGAAGUUGGCUUUCACGGUUGAACUCCGAUCCGGAGCCAGCGUUUUCUCCGCGAACUCACACGAGCUAUCCUUGCACCGCGGCACGCCGUGGGUGAAGGAUUUGUUGGAAGCGUCAAACCACCCGGAGCUGAUCAAGACGGUGGUGCAGUGGCAGAGGAGCCCGUCCGGCAAGCAGCGGGUGAAGAUCCAGGUGUCCUACAACCCCCGCAAAUUGGGGAAGUAUUUCGUGCUGUCCUUCCGCGAGGUUCUCGAUGAUCCCGAGUUCGGUCUCAUGCUGGGACCGGAUUCGCGCUGGACGUUUGACGGCCCUUCCAUACCUUGCACUCAGAAGGCUUGGAGGUUCAGCUUGUGCGGCGCACGGCCCACAAUUGCGCUGCAACUGGACACCUGGCGGCCAGUGGUCCACGCGGAUAUCUUGGUGAAGUACACGCACGACAUACGGCUCUUCCCGAUGCGUCCACUGGAGCUUGAGGUGCAGUACAAGGAUCUCGUCUCCGGCCAGCAUUCAGUCGUCCAAGCGGCGACGGUACAGAACUGCUCGCUGCCCACGUGUCGGGGCAAAGCCGGCGAGCAUUUCGACGAGGGGGGUUUCUGCCCCAAGUGCCGCCACAUGUGGGUUCGUCCCAAUAUCCGCAGGUGCAAAACCAGGUGCCUGAAGGAGGCGGCCGAGUACUGCGCACAGGUGAGGACUUCAGAUUCCGAGGUGGAAUUCCUCGCUUUUGCGUCAACGUCGGCCGAGAAAAGCCGUGCAUUCACAUUCACGAAGCUGAAGAGCUACAUCGGGCUGGAGGCCACAGAAUACUUCCGGAAACUGCUGACGAAAGACGUGAUCCUCGCCAUUGCCGCAAACUGCGACUACCACACAGGUUUGCUGGACAUCGUGGCAGACUGGCUCUUCUCCGCCGCCUUCACCCCGGCCUUUCGGGAGAUCUUGGCGCACGCAGGGCAGAAUCCGAUGAUGAGCAGCUGGGGUCUGCAGGAGGCACUCCUGAGCAUAUUGCUACCCACAACACGGGCGCACGACCUUGCCAAGACAACUCAGGUGUGGGGCGGCCCUGCGCACUUUUUCGACGCAUUGGAGAGAGUACUGCCCUUGUCGACGGUGAUCUCCACCCAGGUGCUGCGGCCCUGGACGUAUGCCGUGUGCCAAGCGGCAGCGCCAAGACAAAGGCGGCAGCGGUUGACCUUCCAGACGAUGUCAGGAUUAUUAUCACAACUGGACGAGGCUUACGACGACCGGGAGGUCCAGUCCAUCCAAACCGCGCUGCGGAUGAUUCAGAGGUGUGUGAUGCUGACCAGAAAGGAACAGCAGCCCCAGCUGGAGCCCAUGCAAUGCGGCCACGUGUUGUACAUGGCGCACAACGAGCAGGUCUUCCAAUCGCUGCUGGCCUUUUGUAACUCCGGUCAGCAGAUUGAGAUCGAGCUUGCCUACACUGGAGGGAUGACGGUCAACCAGACCGUGCUGCAUGUUGCAGCUGCGCGAGAUUUUGGCGACACUUUGAACAUGAUCUUCCAGAAGAGGCCAGCGUGCGGGAAGAUGCCGCUGUUUGACCAGUUGCCCGAUGUCAACGCCGCCUUCACCGCUGUCGAAAGUAUUGGCAGCUGUGACCUGGCCCUCAUGCGCAGCACUGCCAUGCAUAAUGCGUGUGCAUCAGGCUGCUGGUCCUGUGUGGAGUCUCUGGCGCUGGCAAACGCUUUGGUCUCGCAGACAGCGGACGUGUAUGCCUUGAAAGUGCAGGACCCAGAUACUGAAACCGUGCUCGACCUGUUUGACGAGAUGGAUGAGAAGGACAUCGCCUUCAGCGUGGUAUUGGGGCUGCGCCCCAUUCACCUGGCGGCGAUCCGCUUGUGCGGCGGUUGCUUAGAACGGCUGCUGCAUCACGGCGAGGACCCAGAAGCGGCCAUGGAGUUGCAGGUGAAGACGGGUGGCAGAUGCACUUUGAGGCCCCUUGACUUGGCAGUGGCCUUUCACUGCGAGCUCUGCGUGGCUGCCUUGCUCAACGCCUCCAACGCCUCGGAGGUUGUCAUCGACAACAUCACCAGCAUAACCUCCCUUCCGUUGCUGCAACUUCUGCCGCACGCCACGCGGGCGGUGCGCUGCCCCAACUGGAGCAACGCCACCAACAGUGGUGCGCGGGAUGUAUCCUCCUAUGACUUGCUCAGAUUGAUAGCGGAGAGCAACUGGGGAUUUCGUGUGGAGAGAAGAUCUGAUCCGCAGUCUUUGGACCAAUGAACCGACCCAAUUGGCCGGCCUUUGGCUUUUCUAUUUUCAGCACAUCGUUCACCAAGUGUUUCACUCGCGCAAAGUGUCUCUCCCUGUGAUGUCUCACCAUGCCUCGCAAUGGCAACAAAGGUGUUCACGCCAUGGCCUGGUACCCUGAUCGACUUUGCCAGCCCAACAUGGAC
Messenger RNA from Effrenium voratum, 4696 nucleotides. NCBI's taxonomy places the organism in Eukaryota, Dinophyceae, Suessiales, Symbiodiniaceae. The record is from the annotation of a GenBank genome assembly.